GCCAGCCAGCCAGCCAGCGAGCGCGAGCGGUGUGUGUGUGUGUCCUAUUUUAACGCGGAGACGCGCGCCGCCUCGCCUCUCUCAUGGAUCUCACGAUCCCCACCGCCACGCAUACCUCCUUGGCCGAGCAGCGGCGCCGGCCACGGCUCGUCGACGGGCACGCGAUGGAUCAGCAGCAGCAGCCGCGGCAGCGGAGAUCAAGGAAGAGGGAACGGCCGCCGCCGCCGCCGGGGCGGAGUGGCCAGCAAGAAGAGGAGGCGCGGGAGGAGGACGUCGACAGGUUCUUCGCGCUGCUGGCCGACGUCAGGGAGAUGAGGGAGCUGUGGCGGCGGAACGGCGGCGGCGAGGCCGCGGCCCAGCGGACGACGAGGGUGGACGAUCGCCCAAGCCAGGAUCAGCGGCAGCUGUGGCGGCCGACGUUCGUGAUGGAGGACUUCGCCUUCGAGUUGAAGGGAAGCGAGGUCCAAGCGGAGAAGAAGAAGGUCGACGACGCGCCUAAUCUCGACCUAAGUUUAUCUAUGUGAUCAUUUUUUUUCUUUGUCAUGCCUACAUUGGAAAUGAGAAUUAAUACAAUGUUUGUUUGUUAAUUUGCUCACUCUAUUGUGUGUAAUUUAAGAGAAUUUUGCUCCCAUGUCGCAUAAUUAGUGGCAACUGAAGAAACUAAUUUGGGAAGGGGAUCAUGUCGGAACUUUUUCUUUAUCGGCUAUGCUAGUUCACUCCUUUUGAUAUUCUGGGGGUUAUUUGGCUGUCCAAGUGUACUCGCCUAGCAAAUAUAAUUCAUCUAGGCUAAAUUUGGCUUGGCCAGGUAGAUGCAAUGUGGGUGUUUAGUUGGAUAGUU
Messenger RNA from Oryza brachyantha (malo sina), 838 nucleotides. RefSeq names its product NRR repressor homolog 3-like. Bases 84 to 524 code for a protein of 146 amino acids. Gene Ontology annotation, biological process: regulation of systemic acquired resistance. The record is from RefSeq and is a predicted model, not a curated record. The transcript has a single exon. NCBI's taxonomy places the organism in Eukaryota, Viridiplantae, Streptophyta, Magnoliopsida, Poales, Poaceae.